CUUCUUGUGAGAAUAGAUGCUCUGGGCCUCAUGGGCUUUUUCAAGAAAUGGCUUUCUCAGAAUUAUCUCCAGCUAAAGCUGUACUGCUUGCUGUCCAGCUAGCUAGCAAAGCCGACAUCACAACGCUCAGAACGCUCGUUUAUCUCCAUCGAAAGACCCUCCGUACAGAACUCGUCCUGCGCAUUCUCUUAAGCCACCUCCCAGAGAGUCUUGAUUCUUCGGAUUACGUUCCAUUUCUGGAGGACUUGCUGGCAGGAAAUCUUUCAGAGAGCUCUGAAAUCAAUAUCGAUACGACUUUCCUCGACGAACUCAGCGAUUCUGAUGCGAAAAAGAAGGUCCGGAAACUCAACCUUCUGCCUUUAGCAUGGCCAGAUGCUCCCGCAGAUGCACCAACAGACCCUCUCGUACUAUUCCUCAUACAUCGAUCAAUACGAAUCGACCAAAAUACCGGUCUCAUCACGCAAGUGCCAGAAUUACUUGCUCCUUUCCUGCACCAUUCUCCAGAGCUACGAACAUGGAUGAUUUCUAUCAUACUCCCAUUACUACGCCUAAACUAUGAGUACCACCCAAACGAAAGUGCAGGUCUCACAAUACCUAAAUUUGAAUCCUUAGACGAUCGGUCUGGAGUAGCAUUACUUUUGGAGCAUACUGGAAGAGUAGACAUCAGUCAUGAUACAACAGUUGGACGAGAUCUACGGGGAUUAGUUGGGCCAUGGUUGUAUGGCGAUACCAGGCUCAAACGAAGAAAGCUCCAAAAGAGCGCUUCCUUCAGUGUACAGUCUCCUGAAUUCCACAACGAGCAAUCGAGUGUGAACCACAAAUAUACUGGGUGGGAAGAAGUUAUGAGAUGGUUGAUCAAUCAAGCUGAGAGCUCGUGGAAAACGGCUGUUGAGGUUAUCGAACAAUGGGAUGGCCCGGGCGAUGUGGACCUUGGAGGGUAUGAAGAUAGUACCAUGUGGCUGGACGAAGACGAUCAGCAGCAUCUAGAACGAAGAUAUGCUCGAUCAGCAUUGGCAGUUGCAUAUCUUAUCACAGAAGAAACCGAGGAAGCCUUGAAAGGAAUUCAACGAAUAUUGACACGGAUCAUCGUUCUCCUUGAUAAAGACAGGAUACCGACGCUACAAGCUGCAUGUGCGAUUCUAACACCAGUGGCAGCCUUUGAAAGCAGUGCCCUGUCUCCCAAGAAUGUUUCUUACCUUCGAAAUGAUCUUUUAGAUGACCAGAAUCUAUUGACGGCACCUAAGGAAGAAUCGAUCAGACUGCUACAUGCUUUGCUGAUAAGCGCGUUUUUAUGUACUCGAAUGGGAUGUGCCAUGAGCAUCAGACGAGCAGGAGAACUGGCAUUUGUGCAGGAUGAGCAUGAUCAGAUGCUGCGAUUUGCGAAUUUAAUGCUGCGAGUCGUUGAUGGGCCUAAAGAGGAUGAUAAGUAUUGGGUGCGGAUGAGAAAUGAAAUGCUGUGGCUGCGGAGCUGGGGCGCCGAAGAACUUUCGGAAGGUGCAGAAAAUUCGGUCGGAAGGGGCAUCCUAGGGAGAAUAUCGAAGGAGAGAAUUGAAGUGGAUUUUCUAAAAGGACUUCUGACGAAUACCCGCUUCAAACUCGCGAAUUCUAUCUACGAGACAUCCACGGAUGCCCCAAUCACACAGAAACUUCUUCACGAUACAAUCAUUUCUGCUGCCAUGAAUGCUUUCGACAAUGCAUCGAAUGCGAGCAGAGCUCGAGGUGGAGUGAAGAAAUGCGACGAGAUUCUCCAAGCAUUUCCCGUGACUCUGAGAGGAUCUCCAGAGCGUGAUGCCUUGAUUGCUCUGACGCAAGUUACGGAUGAGAUCGGUCAUUAUCGUCUGGUUCUAAGACAGGGAGAGCCUUUCAAGCCUGUCAACCUACGAGUUCACAGUGAUCCAAUCUCGAUCAUUGGGAAGGUGCUCGACCAGAACUCUCGGAGUUACACCAAAAUUAGAGAUUUCAUCGAGAUUGGAAACAAUAUGGUAUUAGCAGGCCUUACUGCUCGGGAUGAAAACGAUGCUCGAAUACGGGAUAUGCCGCAGACUGUCAAGGAUGAGCAGAUGAUUGCUGAAAAGCGUAUUGUCAGCAUGUGCAUCGAUGCAGCUUUGUCCGAAGACGAUUUCGAGACUGCAUAUUCGUAUGUUGUCACUCAUCUGAAGGACAUUGCGGGCCCAGCCCAUGCUAGAACUCCAGAACUUGAGAGGAAGAAGUCGGGCUUAUUUGCCGAACCACCUCCCAAAAUCAUUGACGAUUGGUCUUGGCGAGCAGCUUUGCAGACUGGGAAAUAUAGGCGCACUGCCCAUACUAUUAGGCCUACCCACCUUGGAAAUACUACUAGCAAUCUGGACAUCCGCCACCUUGAACAGCGAAUGGAGUGUCUCUCCCAUGCUCUCCGACUUGGACCCAGAGCAGCGCUGCAGGAGAUCCUCAAUGUCUAUCGUCGCUGUGAGGAAGAGCUAGAGUCGCUUGUGAAACAAGAAGCGGAACAAGAGGCUGCCUGGGAUGCUCAAAUAGACGACGAUUCGAACAUGCCAGGUGGCUUUGCUGAUACCCCGAUGAAGAAAAACGUGACCAUUAGCGGUUCAAGGGCUGUGGAAGAAGCUCCCAUGUCACUGUUUGAUCUUUCACGAGCAAGCAUGGCCAGAGCUCAAAGUGGCUUCUCAGCAUUGUCAAUGCUCCGAGGCAAUAACGACCAAGCGCGCACGCGCCCGAAUUCUAUUUCAAGUGGUGAAGGCUCGAGAGUGGUUUCGCUAACUUCAGAUGGACUAAAGGCGCCGAUGAGAAAGCGAGACCAGCUUAAGAAUGCUGCGGUUGGUGGGCUUGCUAGUGGUAUUGGGUGGGUUUUAGGAGCUCCACCAGCCCACAGGAGCGAUGGUGAAGAGUGAUUGAUUGGUACUGGAUCUUAUUGAUCAGAGCAUUUGCAUGUUAGCGGGCGUUUUGGAAAGGAUAAAGCAUACAGAACCCGGCGCUAUAGGUUCAACGAGGCGAUGAUCACCCUGUAUACCUAAAUGAUACGGUCUAUCCAUAGUGCACAUACGACCAUAAUCUUUUUGCAAUCCAUGCUGUAUUGAACUACU
This is a messenger RNA of Mollisia scopiformis, 3077 nucleotides long. RefSeq names its product secretory pathway Sec39. The transcript has 3 exons. Lineage: Eukaryota; Fungi; Ascomycota; Leotiomycetes; Helotiales; Mollisiaceae. The record is from RefSeq and is a predicted model, not a curated record. Gene Ontology annotation, biological process: retrograde vesicle-mediated transport, Golgi to endoplasmic reticulum. Bases 48 to 2885 code for a protein of 945 amino acids.